This is a messenger RNA of Lactuca virosa, 321 nucleotides long. The record is from the annotation of a GenBank genome assembly. Lineage: Eukaryota; Viridiplantae; Streptophyta; Magnoliopsida; Asterales; Asteraceae.
AUGGAAUUUUUCCCGACUUAUGGGAUGUUGUUGAAGUAUGAGUUGCCAAAUUUGCAUCUUCCUGCCAGAUUUUUCUGCCCCACAUGUCCAUAUGUUAGCCAAAUAGAGCAGAAGGUCAAGAUCAAAAGAAAGCAAUGUUUGGUUAAAAAGGAGAUUGACCCUAUCAUCACCCAAGAUGACAUGAAGAAUGCACCAAAAACAGCUCAAGAUUGUGGUCACAACAAGGCUGCAUACAUCCAGUUUCAAACAAGGUCGGCUGAUGAACCCAUGACAAUAAACUUCACCUGUAAGAAAUAUGGUAAAUGCUGGCGUGAGGACUAA